Colletotrichum orchidophilum is the source of this 834-nucleotide messenger RNA. Its product is annotated as alanyl-tRNA synthetase. Lineage: Eukaryota; Fungi; Ascomycota; Sordariomycetes; Glomerellales; Glomerellaceae. Gene Ontology annotation, biological process: regulation of translational fidelity; alanyl-tRNA aminoacylation. Gene Ontology annotation, molecular function: alanine-tRNA ligase activity; nucleic acid binding; Ser-tRNA(Ala) deacylase activity. The coding region runs from base 1 to 834 and encodes 277 amino acids. The record is from RefSeq and is a predicted model, not a curated record. The transcript has a single exon.
AUGGCAUCAACAGCAGCAGCCAGGACCUACCUGGCCUUCCAGCACAACGCAAAACUCCACAACCUAAAGACCAUCGUCACGGCAAUCCGCCCCUUUGCCGACCUCGAAGAAGUCAACCGCGGACUCUUCAAAGACGGCAGCGACCAAGACCACGUCGUCGUCACAGAGCAAACCAUCUUCCACCCGCAAGGCGGCGGCCAACCCUCCGACACGGGCUCCAUGACCGCCGCCGCCACAGGCGCCGCGGGCGCCUCCUUUGCCGUCACCUCCGUGCGCAUGGACGCCGUGCGCGACGGCCAGGUGCUCCACUUUGGACGCUUCCACGGCGGCGGGGCCGCGCCGUUCCGCGAGGGCGACGAGGUAGACCAGGCCAUUGACGUCGAAAAGCGGCUCCUGUACUCCCGCCUCCACACGGCAGGCCACGUCCUCGGCGCGGCGGUCCGACACCUCCUCGAAAAGGAGGUCGAGGGCUUUGACGAGCUCAAGGCGUCGCAUUUCCCCGACGCGGCGUCGUGCGAGUUCCAGGGGCUCAUUGAUGGGGCGUGGAAGGCGCCGAUCCAGGCCAAGGUCGACGCGUUUCUCGCCGCAAAGAUGCCGGUCAAGGUCGACUUUUGGGACGAGGAGGAUUUCCGGAGCCGCGGCCUCGCGAGGCUGAUUCCGGACCGCAGUCUCGCGCCGCCGGGGGAGAAGUUUCGGGUCGUGGAGAUUGUGGGCGCCGAGGUGUAUCCUUGUGGGGGCACGCAUGUUGACACGACGGAUUUGUGUGGGGAGACUGUUGUGAAGAAGAUUUCGAGGAGUAAAGGGAAGUCCAAGGUGAGUUAUACGGUGAAAUGA